UCAAUUAUUACUGAGAUAUCAAACAUGGCGCUGACUACUCCUAACCCAAUGGGACCAUGGAAGGUGAGUCAAUGUUAUGUACACCACGUUUCCACAACUAUUUAACAACGUUUCACAAUCUUUUCAAUUUUUCAUAAACAGACGUAAGAGGAGAAAGGAAAGCUUUGCACACUGAAGUGCGCUCUCUAGCAGAGAUACUGGUUGUGUUAAAAACAGUUUUUAAAAAACAGCAAUAGUAUGUCGGGCAGAUUACAAAUAUGCACUAUAUCCUCUGUCCUAGAUCACAGUCUACGACCAGGAGAACUUCCAGGGAAAGCGUAUGGAGUUCACUGCUUCCUGCCAGAACAUAAUGGAGUGUGGCAUGGACAACAUCCGCUCCCUGAAGGUCGAAUGUGGAGCGUAAGUCAGCCAGCCCCCCAAAACACAAACACAUCUACAUACUGUAGGAUAUUUAUCUCCCUGACAGGUUACACAUGAUCCUUCAGGGGCCAUGGGACCAUUGCACAGGCAACAAUUUCUAAGGGAUACUGAUAGACACAUCCUGUAUCAUGGAAAUAGACAAUUUCAUAAAAAAACAUGACAAAGUCUUUGCUCCACCCUUGCAUCUAUCCACAUGUACUGUAUAUCUGUAUAUCUCUAUGUCUCUAUAUGUCUCUCUAUGUCUCUCUAUCCCUCUCUAUGUCUCUCUAUCCCUCUCUAUGUCUCUUUAUGUCUCUCUAUGUCUCUCUAUGUCUCUCUAUCCCUCUCUAUGUCUCUCUGUCACUCUUUUUGUCUGUCUGUCCUCUCUCUCUGUCUCUCUCUCUCUCUCUCUCUCUCUCUCUCUCUCUCUCUCUCUCUCUCUCUCUCUCUCCUCUCUCUCCUCUCUCUCUCUCUCUCUCUCUCUCUCUCUCUCUCUCCUCUCUCUCUCUCUCUCUCUCUCCUCUCUCUCUCUCUCUCUCUCUCUCUCUCUCUCUCUCUCUCUCUCUCUCUCUCUCUCUCUCUCUCUCUCUGUAUGUGUAGCUGGGUAGGGUACGAGCACUCCAGCUUCUCUGGGCAGCAGUUUGUGUUGGAGCGUGGAGAGUACCCUCGCUGGGAGUCCUGGAGCGGCAGCAACGCCUACCACAUUGAAAGGUUGAUGUCCUUCCGCCCAGUCUGCUCUGCCGUGAGUGUACUAUCCAAGCCUACUUCCUGUUCCUUCCAGACCAGGCCAGACAGACACUCUCGUCUGUGGGCUACGUUCCAAUAUCCGUUGUAGAAUUCCACUUAGAAUGCCCAAUACAUUGAUUCAUUCAAAUAGUAUGCUAGUACAGAUAUUGGAACAGAAGCCUGGGUCCUGGCCUCAGUCUAUGUCUCUGGCUCUUGUGAGUGACACUGACAGUCUGGCUCUAAUCACUGUUACUGACACUGACAUUAUUUCAUUUAACAGAUACAAGUAGCUAUCCUUGAUAGCCUCUACCAGUGUUAUUGAAAGCACUAAAUGACAAAGUUAAUAAAACACAGUAUUAUAAAGAUUUCCUACUUUCUACAUAAUUCUACACAGUAUAUCUUUCGUAAAUAGUUCUCAGUGAAACAGGUUGAAUGUAACCUGAAAUUGCCCGCUCCUCUCUCUGAACUGCACAGAACCAUAAGGAGUCCAAGAUUGUGGUGUUCGAAAGAGAGAACUUCAUUGGCAAGCAGUGGGAGAUGAACGAUGACUACCCCUCCCUGCAGGCCAUGGGCUGGGGCAACAACGAGAUCGGAUCCAUGCAGGUCCAGAGUGGAGCGUAAGUAGCAGGAGUAGAAGUCCUGGCUUCCUUUUUCACACUACAGAAGACUAUGCUCAUAACAAUCAGAAAUAGAGAAAUCAAUUGCGUCUAGCGGUCGCAAAAUUUGGACAAACUACUAAAAAGGUGUAAUGUGCAGUAAGAAUGAAAUCCAUUGUAAUAACUAUAUAAUUGAAAUCCAUUGUAAUAACUAGAUAAACAGUGAGAGGAUAAUCCUUUCUGUAACAGAUCAUAAUAGAACUAAGCAAAAAACUAUUAAAAAAAUUAAAUGAUUAAUUAUCUAAAUGAGUGUCCAGUGACCUUACUGACCUCUCUUUGCCAAAUGUGUUAAAGGGACACUAUGGUGAAAAAUGAAAAAUAAAUAGCUAUUAUAUGGUGUCCCUGGAUAUUAUACAGAAGACUAACAUGUACAGUAGAGGCCAACUCUUUCUGAUCUACAAGUGCCUAGGCUCUAGAGCAGGGAUGAGCAACUUUGAUGGGGAUGGGGGCCACAAAAAAUCGUAACAUCAUGAGGGGCCACAGUGGCUCGGGGGUCUGCAUACCCACAUCCAUACCCACACUUGUAGUCUUUUGGGGCCCUAAGUGUAGAAAAAAUGUUGCAGUUUUAAAGUACGUUUGCUGCAAUUCUACUCAUUUUGCCAUGGGAUGGAGAGAAAAAUUAUCCGUUUUCAAUACGAUAUCUGAUGAUCAAUGGGGGACCACUGGUUGGUAAUUCAACCAUGAUUACUACAAGUUUAGAUAGCUGGCUACUAGACUAACUUACCAAUAUAAAAAUAUUUAGCUGACAUGGGCUAAUUAAGUUACUGUCUUUUUUAUUUUGUUUGUGGAACUUGAUCCGCGGACCUACAAAAGUAGCCGCCAGUUGCCCAUCCCUGCUCUACAGGGUAAGGGCUGGGGCUUGUUUCUGGAUAUUUUCUCCCUCUCUCCCUCUCCCCCUUUAGCUGGGUGUGCUACCAGUUCCCCGGUUACCGCGGCUACCAGUACAUCAUGGAGUGCGACCGUCAUGCCGGAGAGUACAAACACUACAGGGAGUGGGGCUCCCACGCUCAGACCUUCCAGGUCCAGUCUCUGCGCCGCAUCCAGCAGUGAGAGCUUCCACGGCCUCCUCCCUUUUUCACCCCUCCUCCUCUUCCUCCUCUCCCUCCUCCUCCUCUUAUCCUUCCUCCACCCUAUCAUUCCAAGCUUGGCCAGUAGUCCUGUCAGACCUCUAAGACCAACGGCUCCUGACGCUUCUGGUGCUCCACAGCGACAAAGAUGUUUACAGCACUUUUGUUUUGUUCCAUCGCCGAAAGAAGAAAAUCGAGAAAACGAGAGAAUAAGAAAGAAAAGAAAAGUGAGGGAUACGCCCCACAGUGAGCGGAGAGAAGGGUCUCGGGUGGUACGACUCAGGCUUUGAUGCUGUUCUCAGUGUUGUCACGGGGAAUUCACAGCCACAGUGAUCAAUAAAGAAAGAAUGAGCAACAAAAAUAAACAGCGAUACAAAAGUCUGCUAUUAACCUGC
This is a messenger RNA of Coregonus sp. 'balchen', 3243 nucleotides long. The record is from the annotation of a GenBank genome assembly. NCBI's taxonomy places the organism in Eukaryota, Metazoa, Chordata, Actinopteri, Salmoniformes, Salmonidae.